Molecule: messenger RNA, 4402 nt
Organism: Rhipicephalus microplus (southern cattle tick)
Lineage: Eukaryota; Metazoa; Arthropoda; Arachnida; Ixodida; Ixodidae
Biological process (GO): regulation of gene expression
Cellular component (GO): nucleus
Molecular function (GO): protein binding
Source: RefSeq, a predicted model, not a curated record
CUUCCGCUGCUGCUGCUGCUGCUGCUGUCGCUACAGCGUCACGGUGCUGUAUUAGUGGAGUGUCGGACCACCGUCUCGCGCUGUUUCAUUUCUCCGAGUGCCCGACAUCUCGUUCGCGACAUCCGUCCUCUGCCUCAUCAUCGGUUUCAUCGGAAGACGAAAAAGUGGUAGUGUGUGGCUCUCAUCCGGAGAACGAUGGAGACGUACGUGCUCAUCCCGAAGGAGCUCAGUCUCGUGAUCGGUGACCGCGCGACGUCGACGACGACGACCAACGACUCGACGACUCCGUCCGGCGAUCGACCGCCCGCCAAGGAAGUGACCGCGGCCGUGUGGAGCAACAGUCGCAUCUCCCGCGGCACGAGGUUCCUGCCCUUUCAAGGAACCGUCCGCCUGGACAAGCUUGAGGUGUUCGGCACGCUCGACCAGAGAGACAUCCGGCAUCGCUUCGGCUGCUACGACGAAAUCCAGCUGGAAAAGUCCAGGCAGGUUCGACACUGCAACUGGGUGCGUUUCGUUCGACACUCGCCUCAGUUCAGCGCCGAGGUGAACCUGCUCGGUUCGCUCGUGAAGGGUGAGCCCGUGUACGAAACGAUUCGCACGGUGGCCUCACACACGGAGCUGGUUGUCUUCUACGAAGACGCAGAUGACGACGUCGAUCGUACGCCCCUGACGUUGGUAGUGGCCAGGGACCUCUCGUUGGCACAGUACCGAAGCGCCAUGGGCAUGAUCCUCGAAGAUACACCCCUGGACCUGUCACAGUCAUUAAUAGCAGCGCCAGUGUCACCCUCAUCACCGGUCACUCCUCAACUACCUCGAGUCCUAAUGACGCCGCCAUCGGAACCUGAGGAGAGGCGGUCAGUUUCCAGUGAAGGAACCACAACGGAAGAGACGGUGCCGAUGGAGACACCGAGACAUUUGAUGGUGAAGAAAGGUCGCGAGCGAACCUUGCUUCCCUGCGAAGUCUGUGGCAAGGCCUUCGAUCGACCAUCGCUCUUACGAAGGCACAUGAGGACGCACACAGGAGAAAAGCCGCAUGUGUGCGAUGUCUGCGGCAAAGGGUUCAGCACAUCCAGCUCCCUCAACACGCAUCGACGCAUUCAUUCGGGGGAGAAACCGCACCAGUGUCACGUGUGCGGAAAGAGGUUUACAGCUUCCUCCAAUCUCUACUAUCAUCGCAUGACGCAUUCCAAGGAGAAGCCACACAAGUGCACGCUGUGUUCCAAGUCCUUCCCGACUCCCGGAGACCUGAAGAGUCACAUGUACGUUCACAGUGGUUCGUGGCCUUUCAAGUGCCACAUUUGCAACCGGGGCUUCAGCAAGCAGACAAACCUCAAGAACCAUCUGUUCCUACACACCGGUGAUAAGCCGCACAUAUGCGAGUACUGCCAAAAGAGGUUCGCCUUGGCCUGCAACCUGCGAGCUCACCUUAAAACCCACGAAGGAGAACACCAGGAGAAGUGUUCGGGCUGCGGCAAGUCCUACUCCGUGAGCGCGACCGGCGGCGCGGGCAGGUUUCUGGGACGCGGCUACUGCCCGACAUGCCUGGGCACUCUGGCCGGCAACGGUCUCUCGUCAUCGGCCAAGACGGGUCACUACGAAGCCGAGCCUCCGAAGUCGCCCACACUCGACUCCAACGAGGACAGCAAGGGCAGCUCGCGUUCGAACCCUGACCUGGGGGUCGCGUCGUCACCCACCACGCCGCCUCCGCCACCACGGCUUCUGUUCGGUGUGCUGGACCAGAUGAUGAUGCGCUACCGGCAGUCAGCUCAGGCCUUCCUGCCACCCUCCUUACCGACCAUGAAGUUCUUGGAAGGCGCGUCUAUGCUCACACCUUGACGACACGCCCGAAGUGUCGGCUGGUCAAUGAUAAACUGACCCGACAUGUGACAAACUCGUGUUGUGAUCGCGCGUGGCUUCGAAUCAACACCUUUGGAGUGGUCCCCGAUGAGAAAAAGAGAAUGAAGAGAAGAUGGCGUGAUCUCAGACUUCUUGUGCGUGCUCUGUAGUGGCCGACACCGCAAACUUUCAGUGUUCGGCGAACUGGGACCAGUUUUAGCGUCGCGUUCUGUACCAUUCUUCCCCAUUGGAGUGACAUUUGUAUGUGUGUUGCCUCUGGUACGCAUUUGAUCCGUGGAAUGAAGUCUGUUCGGGAGGUCAUGAGGUCACAUGACAUAAUAGUUCGGGCUAUUCCUUGUUAAGCACAUUAAUAGUACUUUUUUUUACCCUGGUUUCCCGUUUGCCAAGACGAUUACUGGAUAAUGGCGUAACUGCCCCUUUGGCAGGAGAUGCAAAUAGAGGCUGUGUACAUAAUGGUGUUUAGUACUUCGCCAACAAAUGUGUCAAAAGGAGCUGCGAGGCCGUGUUGUUAUCCUAACAGGUUCCUGGGCGCCAGGAAGAAGUGCAAAAUCUUUUCUACGUAUGCGUGCUUGAUAUUCCCGGUGAUAAUAUAACAAACGUAGGACGGAGUAUCAUCCAUAACUGCGCCAUGUGUAUUAAAGAACCACACCACUAAGGGGGCCGAUCAGAACUUAUAUCGCUGUCUUCGACAAUCUAUACUUCUGGCAAGACGAUGCCUUCUUACAGUACGAGCGUUUUGUUUAUAGUAACGUGAAACGACCAGAGUGCGUUUUGCUUUGCAGCAUUUCCUUGGGCUAAAAUGGGUCGUAAAAACGUUCUUCUUGACGUAAAUAUAAGAAGGACAGUACGUGUCAAUUUAAUGAAUAAAACAACAACUCUGGAGGAUAGCGCAUGAAGUGAAGUAGCAUUGAGGAUAUGUUACUGUGACUUACACUUAUCACACGCGACAUUAAAAACUAUUUUUGACGAUGUCUUACACAUCAGUGCCUUAUUGUAUGCCUUACACGUACAGAUGUUACUUAAUUUUUAUAAGCACAUAUAUUAUGCUAGUUUGUACAGCGAAUGUGCUACUGGGCGCGAGACGCGGUUGGAGAGAAGUAAUGUAUAUAUAUUUCUGCUAGCUUAACAAGUUAGGUUACUUGUAAAGCCACGCAGCACAUACAAUAAAUAUUUUUGAAUAAGAUUAUGAGCGCGAAAGAUGAAAAGAAAGUUUUCUUUGAGUGCAGGUAAUCUGGGUGUUGCCGUGAUCAAAUACUAAUAUUUGUGUAUUCCUUGUAAAAUUCAUCAUUGUUUUUUUUUGACGGACACAUAGAUGAAAAUCAAACAUCGACGAGUCCCACGAGGUUCUGUUUAAUAAGGCGUUGUUCCUACAACUUUCUUUGUUUGUCCGUCGCCUGCAAUAGAAGGGUGUAUGCUGGGAUGCACGUUUAAAGCGAGAGAAAAACUACAGUGCCAUUACCCAUGUGAUGCUAAAUCUAGACGUUGUGCCUACAACACGUGUCUUCUGACGAAAAUAUCACCUAACAUUUGUGGUGACUUCGAACUACAAUGUUCUUAGUUUGAAACGUUUUUCUUUUGUUUUCAAUUCGAAGGUAGAUCGACAGGCAACGAUUAUUGCUCGAGGUAGUAACUCCUGUGAUAACAACACAAUGAUACCACGGCGUCUCGCUUCACUUUAUGAGAAUUUUCCACGUUAUCGGCGUACUGUGCAAGUUCUAGUAGAUAAACUGUGUAUUCAUACGGACCAGGCGGAGGCGACAUAUACUAAAAUAGUUUUGUGGCAGCACCUUUACAACGACUUCGUCAUAUUGAAAUCUUCGCCGGUCUGGCAACUAACAAAAAUGCUCCACUGGAAUACAGCCUACGUGCGAAAAUUCCUUGGCUGCGAAAAUGAAAAUGUAGGUGUUACAAAUGUGGUUUAAUAAAACCUCAUGAAAGCGGCGAGCUUCUCCAAUUAAAAGUAUACCUGCAACAAGUCAGCUUUUCUCAUUUUAAUUUUAAUUUUGUGGCAUCUAGCAUGCAGUCGGGGUAUUCCAGUUAGCAUUUGCGAUCUCUUGUCAACUCGAAUACGCAUUGAACGAUAUUAAAAUGUACCGUUGCGCAUACCUCAUUGCGACAAAGUUUUCCCUGUGCAAAAUCCAAGCGUCAGCAAGAGAACCAGUGCCGAGAGCAAGAAGCACAGAUUGGAACGGGGGAGCAGAUUUUUCUCCGUGACAGAAACAGAUGUGAACUGAGCGUGUUUACCCUUAGCUGAUCAAUGAAAAGAAAAACAAUACGAGUCGUGACGGGUGCGUACCUUUGUGCUGACAACCCGUCCUGUCAAUGCUGCAGUUCUGUCUGGUACGCACCCUGUUCCGUGCAAAGUGUCCGCUUCAAGUCUUACACGAUGCCUUUCAGUGCUCCACAGUGUACAUACGCUCAAAGCUGAGAUCGAACAAGUUGUUUACGAGUAUCUAGUCUUUUCACCUCUGUGCCUUGUCUUCCUGUUGCAUUGUAUUUAGUACUUUUUGGGAUGGAAAUAAACAUCGACAGAGUCAAAACGCAA